Bradysia coprophila is the source of this 4049-nucleotide messenger RNA. RefSeq names its product metabotropic glutamate receptor 2-like. Gene Ontology annotation, biological process: G protein-coupled receptor signaling pathway. Lineage: Eukaryota; Metazoa; Arthropoda; Insecta; Diptera; Sciaridae. Gene Ontology annotation, cellular component: membrane. The record is from RefSeq and is a predicted model, not a curated record. Gene Ontology annotation, molecular function: G protein-coupled receptor activity.
GUUUGCGCUGAGUGUACACCGUCUGCGGAUAGUAUUUAUCAUGAUACCUCAUAUGAACCAAAGCAUGUUAAACGAGAUGAAGAAAAAUCCAUGUACGCGUACAGAGGCAAUUCAAUUCAUAAACAACACAUCAACGGAAAUGUUUUAUCAUCAACCGAAAAUGUUUACGCCAUUUUCCCAACGUUUCGGGAUAAAUUUGAGCAAUACGAAUCCAGUACGGAGGGUGUUACAUACACAGAAAAUAUAUUAAAUUACCUUAAUAAUGGAGAUGUUGGCACAAUUUCUGGAAAUGAUGACAAAGAUAUACAGGAUAACUUUGAAAAUCUGACAAUUACAAAUGCAAGUUUUGAAUUAGACAUUACGCCAGUCAUCCCAACAAAUGGUUCAUUAGAACCACGUGAGUUUGAUGAUAUUACCAGCAGUGACUACAGUACAGAACUGGAAAUGUUUACAUCAACCAUUACGGACUCCAGUGCAUCAACUAUCUCGUUAAAUUAUGUGUCUAAUUCGUACGGCAGUGUUGUCUCCACCGAAAGUAAUUUAAACAUUGUGCAAAGUGUAAGUGAGGUAUCUAAUUUGACCGACACAACAUGGCCAGUUCGACAUUCAGCUGUUGUUGAAGGUGAUUUAAUAUUAGGUGGAUUAAUGAUGGUACACUCUCGCGAGGACACUAUUACAUGUGGACCAAUAAUGCCGCAAGGGGGCGUACAAGCGCUAGAGGCAAUGUUAUUUACGAUAGACCGGAUCAAUGAAAUCGGUUUAUUGCCUAAUAUUAAAUUGGGUGCGCACAUUUUAGAUGACUGUGACAAAGAUACCUACGGGCUGGAAAUGGCUGUGGAUUUUAUCAAAGGUUCUAUCAGCAAUAUUGAUGGAGCUGAAUACCAUUGCAAUAAAACACAAGUGAGGAAAGUUAUAUCUGGUGUGGUUGGUGCUGCCUCAUCGGUUACGAGCAUUCAAGUUGCGAAUUUAUUAAGACUAUUUCGCAUACCACAGGUUUCGUUUUUCUCAACCAGCCCCGAGUUAAGUAACAAACAGCGUUUCGAAUAUUUUUCACGAACGAUUCCAUCCGAUCAUUACCAGGUGAAGGCAAUGGUGGAUAUUGUUAGACGCAUGGGAUGGAGCUACAUAUCAAUAAUAUAUGAAGAGAGUAAUUACGGAAUUAAGGCAUUCGAAGAAUUGGAGGACCUCUUGGCAAAGCACGAUAUUUGUAUUGCGGUGAAGGAAAAAUUGGUGAAAGAUUCUGGGGUGGCAGAGGAGAUCGCAUACGACCACAUUGUUCAGAAGUUGCUAACAAAACCACGAGCACGAGGUGCUAUUAUAUUCGGAUCCGAUCAGGAAGUACGUGAAGUUAUGCUGGCUGUGCGACGAAACAAUGCAACAGGUGCUUUUUCGUGGAUUGGUUCAGAUGGGUGGAGCGCACGUAAUUUAGUUUCAGAUGGUAACGAGCCAGAGGUAGAGGGCACGUUAUCGGUACAACCUCAAGCGAAUCCGGUUAUGGGUUUUGAAAAGCAUUUUCUUGGGCUGACGGUGGAGAAUAACCAGAGAAAUCCUUGGUUUGUGGAAUUCUGGGAGGACCAUUUCAAAUGCCGUUAUCCGAACAGUUCGCUGACGCCGUACAAUAAAAAAUAUACCAAACAAUGCACGACCAAAGAAAAAUUAUCAAAGGAUGCAACUGCAUUUGAAGACCAAUUACAAUUCGUCAGUGAUGCUGUAAUGGCAUUUGCAUAUGCACUAAGCGACAUGCACAAAGCUUUAUGCAAAGGACGCCCGGGGCUAUGCGAUGCAAUGAAACCAACAAAAGGGGCUGAUCUGUUAAAAUAUCUACGGAAAGUGAAUUUUGUAGGAUUAAGCGGAGAUAGAUUUCACUUUGAUUCGAAUGGCGAUGGACCGGCACGAUAUAACAUCAUUCAUUUCAAGCAAGUGUCAGCUGGUAACUAUAAGUGGGUUAAAGUUGGAGAGUACAUCGAAGGUGAACUGCGGUUGAAUAUGUCAGAAGUGCAAUUUAAAUUCCAUCAACGGAAACCACCUGAGUCGGUCUGCGCUGAACCAUGUGAACGGGGUCAGGCAAAAAAAUAUGUCGAAGGGGAAAGCUGUUGUUGGCAUUGUUUCAACUGCACUACAUAUCAGAUUCGCCAUAAAACCGACGAAACACAAUGUGUUACAUGUCGGUUGGGCACGAUUCCAGAUCGCAUGAAAGAAAUAUGUGAAGAUAUACCGGAACAGUUUCUACGCCCCGAAUCUGGAUGGGCUAUUGGUGCCAUGGCAUUCAGUUCAACUGGAAUUUUGAUUACGCUGUUUGUAGUUGGUGUCUUCCUGCGUCAUAAUGAAACACCGAUUGUACGAGCGUCCGGUCGUGAAUUGAGCUACGUGCUUCUGGCUGGCAUUCUAAUGUGUUACUCUGUCACUUUUGCGCUGGUUUUACGUCCAACCGACUUUUCGUGUGGCAUUCAGAGAUUUGGAGCCGGAUUUUGUUUUACUGUAGUCUAUGCAGCAUUGCUCACCAAAACAAAUCGUAUUUCGCGAAUUUUUAAACAUGGAAAACAAUCAGCAAAACGGCCAUCAUUUAUCAGCCCGAGAUCGCAAUUGGUUAUUUGCAGUGGACUUACAUCGGUUCAACUGGUUAUCAAUGGCAUUUGGAUGAUUAUAUCACCCGCUUAUGCUAAACAUUACUAUCCAACCAGAGAAGAUAAUCUUCUAAUCUGUGAUUCAUACAUCGAUGCGUCCUACAUGAUAGCAUUUUUCUAUCCGAUUUUACUAAUUGUUGUAUGCACCGUUUAUGCAGUACUAACUCGCAAAAUACCCGAAGCAUUCAAUGAAUCGAAGCACAUAGGCUUUACAAUGUACACAACGUGUGUGAUUUGGUUGGCAUUUGUUCCGCUGUACUUUGGCACUGCAAAUCAUGUUCCAUUGAGAAUAACAUCAAUGUCAGUCACCAUUAGUUUGUCAGCGAGCGUUACUUUAGCCUGCCUGUUUUCGCCAAAGCUGUACAUAAUUUUGAUACGACCCGAAAGGAAUGUGCGACAAAGUAUGAUGCCUGUCCGGUAUAGUGCCAUUAAUAAAACAACUGGAACCGGACCGUCAUCUAUGAUGGCAGCAAUUAUGGUUACAGCAGCUACAUGCAAUCAAAAUGAAAAAAUUGAAAAGCAUGUAACCCCACCAGCAAUUUCGAGUUGUGAUUCACCAUCGAAAAAAGACGAAAAUGGUUCUGUACGCUUCGUAGAGAUUGCCACACAGACCGUCACUUUAACAAAUUUAUUAACAAACUACAAUAAAAGUUUAACCAACUGCCACAACAUACCGUUCGUCGAUAAUCAUCAAAAUAGCAAUGCAGUACCAAACAAUAAAUCGAAUCCAUUGUCGACAAAUUUUGUCGAUAACAACAACAAAUUCCAUAACAAUGCAACAACGGCAUCGACAUCGCCAACAAUAAACAAUUUUAAUGGACAAGUUAGCAAUGCAAAUACAACAACCAAUUCAACUGCAGCAGAGGCUGUCGAUAAUACAAUUGAAUUGCGCUUAUAGCACGAUCCAACUAUUGAACGGUCGGAUAGCGUAAAGUCAGGCAAACGAAUGGCUAUUGCUGUUUGAGUUUUGUAUUUUGAUGAAUCUGACCGGAUCGGUGUAACACACAUAAACUACAUUUAGCUUUAUUAUUUUGUUACAUAAAAUGUACUGGUGAUAUUAGAUAGUUACACAUGCGGUUUGUUUCAAUUUUAGUUUUAAUGUCAUGUACGAUAUCCUAGAUAAAUGAUGAUUAGUACUCGUUGUAGUUCAAGGAAAUGUGUAUUGCUUGUAUAGGCUAAAAGUGUCUUCAAUUCAUUACUAAAGAGGAAAAUAUCCCGUGAAUUUUGCCACAAAAAUCGUAAAGAAUUUCAUAUGCUAGCAGGAGUAUGUGGUACACAACAAUUCCCGCUCGGUUAGCUGGUAAUCAUGUUUGCCUCCCGCUAGCACACGAAAUAAAGCACGAAAUUCCUUCCAUAUUUACAUAUUAUUAUGAUAUGAAUGGAGUGUAGCCGAAGGCAAAGCGAAAAUGUAAUGCAUCUGCUCUU